GCAAAAUUUACGCACAUGAGCUGCUUGAAGGGAACCAAAAGCCACUUCCUGGUCGGCAUUGCAGUGUUUGGGAUGUUUGCUCCAACUUUCACUUUGUUUUGUGUCAUAAUAUGCGUUUCCUGGACAGAAAAGCAAGCAGCUGCGUCUCCUCCAAAUGUUAUCAUUAUGCUUAUGGAUGACAUGGGUUGGGGAGAUUUAGGGGUUUUGGGCCAGCCCUCCAGAGAGACCCCUAAUCUGGAUACUAUGGCUGCACAGGGCAUGCUUCUCCCAAAUUUCUACACUGCCAACCCUUUAUGUUCGCCAUCCAGAGCUGCGCUUCUCACCGGGAGGCUACCUGUCCGAAAUGGUUUCUACACCACUAAUGGCCAUGCCAGAAAUGCAUACACACCACAGGAGAUUGUAGGAGGAAUCUCCCGGGAUGAGAUCCUGUUACCACAGAUGCUGAAAAAGAAAGGCUACGUCAGCAAGAUAGUUGGGAAAUGGCAUCUGGGCCACAGAGCGCAGUACCUCCCCCUGGAGAACGGCUUCGACGAAUGGUUUGGGGCGCCCAACUGCCAUUUCGGGCCAUACAACAACAGCGGGCGACCCAACAUCCCCGUCUACAACAACGCGGAGAUGGUCGGCAGAUACUAUGAGGAGUUUAUGAUUGACAGAAAGACGGGGGAGUCCAAUCUCACACAGAUUUUCUUGCAGGAAGGUCUUGACUUCAUAUAUCGCCAGAGUCUGGCUCAACAGCCCUUCUUCCUGUACUGGGCCGCUGACGCCACUCACGCCCCUGUCUAUGCUUCCAGACGCUUCCUCGGGAAGAGCCAGCGAGGCCGGUAUGGUGAUGCGGUGAUGGAGCUGGACUACAGCGUUGGUCAGAUCUUGUUACAGCUAAGGACUCUUGGUAUUGAAAAUAGCACCUUUGUUUUCUUCACUUCAGACAAUGGAGCCGCUCUUACUUCUGGCGAAAAUGAGAGUGGCAGUAAUGGGCUAUUUCUCUGUGGGAAGGAGACCACUUACGAAGGGGGCAUGAGGGAGCCUGCCAUUGCCUGGUGGCCCGGACAUAUCACAGCAGGCACGGUGAAUUUCCAGCUGUCCAGUAUAAUGGAUCUGUUCACCACUAGUUUAUCACUGGCGGGAAUCAGCCCACUUGAUGAUCGAGCCUUGGAUGGACUGGACCUGACACCAAUUUUUCUGAACAGCUCACACACACUACAAAACAGGCCAAUCUUCUAUUACCGUGGAAAUGAACUGAUGGCUGUUAGGCUCGGGCAAUACAAGGCCCACUACUGGACCUGGACCAACUCCUGGGAGGAGUUCAAAAAGGGUGUAAACUUCUGUCCCGGUCAGGAGGUCCCAGGUGUGACCACACAUGAGCAAAAGGAGCACACACUGCAACCUCUCAUUUUCCACCUGGGUCGAGAUCCCGGAGAGAAGUUUCCCAUCAGUGUUUCAACAAAAGAGUACCAGGAUGUACUCAGCCGCAUCUCGCCAGCUGUUGAGCACCAUAAGAAGACGCUGGUCGCGGGCGUCCCCCAGCUCAACAUGUGUGACGUGGCAGUGAUGAACUGGGCCCCAGCCGGCUGUGAGAAGUUGGGAAAGUGUCUCCGAGUGCCCACAUCGUCUCCCUGGAAGUGCGAGUGGCCACACUGAAGAAGCAGGACGCAAAAACUCAAGCAUGUGCCUUACCGAAGAUGCGUCGACGACUUCUUUUUAACCAUUUCGUAUUCUUAAAUUACCAUACUGUAUUUGGUAAAAUGUAAAUGUCAAAGUUAGGACUGAAUAAGUAUCACGAUCGUGUUCCAUUAGAUUUGGGAGAUUUUUUUUUUUUCAGCUUCCCCACUUGAAGGUUAUCUGAAAAUUGUAAAUAUCUGACAAAGGUAACCAAAGUCAACAUCAAAUCCAAAUUUUAAAUGGUAAUUGUAUUUAUGAAAUAAAUUGUUCCAUUUU
Molecule: messenger RNA, 1935 nt
Organism: Syngnathoides biaculeatus (alligator pipefish)
Lineage: Eukaryota; Metazoa; Chordata; Actinopteri; Syngnathiformes; Syngnathidae
Gene: galns
Product: galactosamine (N-acetyl)-6-sulfatase
Exons: 14
Coding region: 16-1638 (540 amino acids)
Molecular function (GO): N-acetylgalactosamine-6-sulfatase activity; arylsulfatase activity
Source: RefSeq, a predicted model, not a curated record